Messenger RNA from Scutellospora calospora, 154 nucleotides. The record is from the annotation of a GenBank genome assembly. NCBI's taxonomy places the organism in Eukaryota, Fungi, Glomeromycota, Glomeromycetes, Diversisporales, Gigasporaceae.
GAGAUGGAAAGAUCCUUGCUAAUAGUAGGAAAAGAAAUGUUGGUAUCUUGGUCAAAUCGAGAAUGGACGGAUAUACUAAGGGAGCGCAUCAUGAAAAAGAAAUAUUAGAAAACAUUACUUCGUCGACAAUGAAAAUAUUUCAUAUCGAGGCAGG